AUGUCUGACACGAGCCUUCCCGAGACUGGCGACGACCAGCACCUCAUCGUCGUCUCCAAUCGCCUGCCUAUCACCAUCUCCAAGGAUGACAAGGGCGAGUACCACUUUAAGAUGUCGUCCGGCGGUCUCGUGUCUGCUCUUGCGGGAGCAAAGAAGAGCAUGAAGUUCACCUGGAUCGGCUGGCCCGGCUUCUACGUCCCGCCCAAGGACCGCGCCACGCUUGACAAGCGCCUGCAGGAGGAGUACUCCUGCAGCGCCGUCUACCUCGACGACGACGUCGCCGACAAACACUACAACGGCUUCUCCAACUCCAUUCUCUGGCCGCUCUUCCACUACCACCCCGGCGAGAUGAACUUUGACGAGGAGCACUGGCUCGCAUACCGUCAAGCGAACUACGCCUUCGCAGAGGCCGUACGCGCCCAGAUCAGGCCAAACAGUAUGGUUUGGGUACAGGACUACCAUCUCAUGCUUCUGCCCAUGAUCCUCCGCGGCCUCGUCACCGCCGAGAGCAGCACCGGCGAGUACACCCGCAACGAGCUCGCCAAGAUCGCCGACGGUAUCGACAUCGAGGGCGAUAUCGCCAGUAUGGGCGGUGACAAGACGAUCGACAACGUUAAGAUCGGCUUCUUCCUGCACACGCCUUUCCCCUCCUCGGAGAUCUACAGAAUUCUCCCCGUGCGCCGCGAGAUCCUCCUCGGUAUCCUGUACUGCGACCUCAUCGGCUUCCAUACAUACGACUAUGCGCGCCAUUUCCUCUCGUCGUGCACGCGUAUCCUCUCGUUACCUACGAUGCCGAACGGCGUCGAGUUCGAGGGGCGCCUCGUUCACGUCGGCACUUUCCCCAUUGGAAUCGACCCUUCUUCAUUUACCAAGAACCUGGAGAAGGAUAGCGUGAAGAAGCGCAUCGCCGCGCUGGAGCAGCGUUUCAACGGCGUGAAGGUCAUCGUCGGCGUUGACCGUCUCGACUACAUCAAGGGUGUCCCGCAGAAGCUGCACGCGCUCGAGCUGUUCUUGACACAACAUCCGGAAUGGAUCGGCAAGGUCGUGCUUGCGCAGCUCGCGGUGCCCUCGCGUCAGGACGUCGAGGAGUACCAGAACUUACGCGCUACGGUCAACGAGCUUGUUGGACGCAUCAACGGUCGCUUCGGUACCGUCGAGUUCAUGCCCAUCCACUUCAUGCACAAGAGCUUGCCGUUCGACGAGCUCUGCGCAUUGUACGCCGUCUCCGAUGUUUGCCUUGUCACGAGUACUCGUGACGGUAUGAACCUUGUCUCUUACGAGUACAUCGCAUGUCAGCAGGAGCGUCAGGGUGCCAUGAUCCUUUCCGAGUUCGCUGGCGCCGCACAAUCACUCAACGGCUCGAUCGUCGUCAACCCCUGGGACAGCCAACAAGUCGCCGACGCGAUCCACGAGGCCGUCACGAUGCCCGCAGAAGUGCGCGCAGAGAACCACGCCAAGCUGUACAAGUACGUGUGCAAGUACAGCGCGGCGUUCUGGGGCACGAGCUUCGUGAAGGAGAUGCUGCGCAUCAACCCCGGCACGGAGGCUGCUACGAUCCGCGAGGAGAAGCAGAUGGACAAGGUGCAGGAGAUCGUCAGCCAACAUGCCAUUACGAGGACGAGGACUGCUGGGGGGCGUAUUGGGAAGGGUACACUUUGGGGCUUUUCUGCGAUUGCUUUGUUAUUGUUGUUUCAUGACAUCUUGUAG
Peniophora sp. CBMAI 1063 is the source of this 1707-nucleotide messenger RNA. The record is from the annotation of a GenBank genome assembly. NCBI's taxonomy places the organism in Eukaryota, Fungi, Basidiomycota, Agaricomycetes, Russulales, Peniophoraceae.